Ectocarpus siliculosus is the source of this 1086-nucleotide messenger RNA. The record is from the annotation of a GenBank genome assembly. Lineage: Eukaryota; Phaeophyceae; Ectocarpales; Ectocarpaceae.
ACGCCCCGAUCUCUCCUUGUUCUGUCAUGAAGCUCGGAAACUCGUCGGCAGCUGCAUCCUCGUUGGUCUUUCUUUUACGUCUUGCGACGUCCGGAGUCCACAGCUUCGUGCUUCAUCCUCAUGCGAUCGCGUCAGCAGCACCGGCAAAAUGCGGCGCAAUCUCGUUCGUACGAAAACAACAUGCUCCGGCAGCAAGAGCAGCAGCAGCAGGAGUAGGGCCAGACCCUUCUUGCAGAAGCAGGGCCACCAGGAUGACGACUGGCGCCCUGCCGAGUGACGGCGGCGGGAUGUCGCGUGGCCAGUGGGCCGGUAGAAUGCUAGGAGCUGCCAUCACGGGCGCGGUGGCGGUAUCACAGGGACCGGAGUUUGCCUCGGCCGAGGUAGGCGUAGGAGAAGGGGGGCUGCCGGACGGGGCGCGACAAUUCUCCAACCUCGUCAAGGUGCAGAAGGACUGGGCGGCCCUGGGCAAGUCAAUCGAGCGCCAGGGCGCGGACGUGACCGCCGACGAGUGGAAGAACGUCGCCCUGUUCCUCCGCAAGGUGUAUCAGCUCGGCGGGGAACUCGAGUACCUCGCGGGCACUUUCCCGCCGGACAAGAAGAAGUCCGCCCUCGCCCUCGUGCGGAGCAUCCAGAAAGAGGUGCAGGCGGCGGACGUACCUGCGAGAGAGAAGGACGCGGCUGCCUUCAUGAAGGCGCAAGCUUCCGUGCAGAAGAAGUUCGAGGAUUUCAUGGAGCUUUUCAACGACGUGCCGUCAGAGCUUUGAGAUCUGCUGACGUCAUCGCCGCUGCUACGGCAGAAGCUGCUGCUGCUGCUGGUGGGGGUUAGAAUAGUGUCGAGGUUGUCUCUUUAGACGAUGAUCAGUACUGCUAAAGUUGCCGCUGGCGGUAACCAAGAGGUAGAGGUUUGUGUCCAUUUAGAAGCAGUUUCGUCAACGUGUAGAUAAAAUCGUCGGGAGCAUCAGCUUUGAAGGGAAUCGUACGGUAACGGGAGAGUAGAUAGAUAUGUUUCAGCAGCGCAUAGUUGAGCACGUUUUAUGAUGCCACAUCCAUUCUGGUUGUUGGAGAUCUAGAGGCCCGUGGAGACUC